ACAGUGGUGUGGAAAAGAUGGCUGCUGCUUCGGCGGCAACGGCGAGUUCUUCCCCCGGUUUGUGUCCAAAUUACGCCGUGAUUUGCUCCUUCCUAGAGCGGUACGGAGCGUUGCUGGACUUACCGGAGCUCACUUUCCCUGAGCUCGAGCGAUACCUGCGGGACACAUCCUCAGUUCCAAAGCUGCUGGUCGAGCUUCACGUCAAGUUGCUGAGGAAGAUCGGCAAGUCGGUUUCAGCAGACAGAUGGGAGAAGUAUCUCGUAAAGGUAUGUCAGGACUUCAACGCAACCUGGGCGUGGGAGCUGGAACAGAAAGGAUACAUGGAGAUGACGGUGGAGUGCAAGACGGGGAUACUUAAAUAUUUGUGUGAGUGUCAGUUUGACGACAAUGUCAAGUUCAAAGCCGCCAUCAAUGAGGAGGACCCAGACAAGAUGCGUCUGCAGCCGAUUGGCCGGGACAAAGACGGGCAGAUGUACUGGUUUCAGCUGGACCAAGAUGACAACGUGCGCGUCUAUCUGGAGGAGCAGGACGACUUAGACGGGUCAUCCUGGAAGUGCAUCGUCAGAGAGAGGAAUGAGCUGGCUGAGGUUCUGGCUCUGCUGAAGACACAAAUCGACCCCGCGCUGUUGAAAAAAGAUCUGGAGGCUAAAGCUGAGGCUGAAGAGGGUAAAGACAAAACUGAGGGUGAAGGUGAAGCUAAAAAGACAGAGAGCUCGUCAGAUGAAGACAACAAGGACUUGAACAAGGCCGUCUGUCCAAAAACAGAGAAUAAUGAAAAGGACAGUUCGAUAUCGGAAACAUCAGAGGCCAAAUCAUCUCUCAAUGGCGUCAUCGAAGUCAAACCUGAAGCAGAGCUUCAUUCAGAGAAGCCCUCUGUGGAUCACAGUGUCAGUACAAAAGCCCAGAACAUCAAAGAAGAGCCGAUGGAGGUGUCGGAAACUAAAACAAGCACCACAACAAGCGAACCCUCCUCCGAGACGCCAUGUUUAUCAGUAAAAGGAGAAAAGGGAGAGGAGGCCAAAAAGAACAGCGCAGAGGAGAUUCAGCUGGCUCUAAAGAACGACCAGCAGGCCAAAAUCCCUCUGAAGAAAAGAGGGAUGAAGUUUACUGAAGACUUUGAAAAGAAUAGUAGUAUUAUUGUGCAGACUCCAUCCAUUGCUCAGGUCAAAGAAGCUCAGAGAGCUGAAUCGACUCCUGAGCAGACAAAGAAAGCUCCGAGUGUAAACGAUCAUGUAAACGGUGAAGUUCAGCCCACGCUGGAGAAAGAGAUCAAGAGUAAUUCCUGUGAGUCCCUGAAAGUCUCUGCGGUCGACAAAGAGCAGACGUCUCAACCAGCUGCAGGAAAACCUGCAGAAAACACAGAGAAGGACUCGCCAUCAACGGACAAGGACAGCAAGAAAGAUAAUAAGAAUGAAGCUGCUGCAGAGACGGCCUUGAAAGACGCUGGUGCACAUAAAGCUGACCUGGACAAGAAAAGUCAAGAUGUGCAUGUGGAGAAGAAAACCUCAGCAACAAAAGAAAAGAAAGAAGAACACGAGUCUCCCCCGACACCGAAAGAACCGCCACCUUCAGAGAAAGACGUGAAUAAUGCAACUGAGAAGACGUCCGAUGAUGAAGGAGUCAAAGAGAAACCAGCAGAUGUGAAGGAGUCUUGUACAGGAGACAAGACAACUUCAAAAGAAAGUGAUAAAACAUUAACAGCAGCUGAGUCAAAGAAAGACAAAUCAAAAGAGUCACCGCGUGAAGACAUGGACACAUCAGAGUCGAGUCAGACUGAGAAAUCAAAGAUGACAGAGAAGAAGGAAACAGAAACAAGUGGUGCUAAAGACACAACAGACACUGACGUAGACAAAUCUGAUAAAUCUGAUAAAUCUGAUAAAUCCGUUCCACAAGAGAAGCGAGGAGAUGUUAAAACAACUGAGACUCAAAGUCCACUCAAAGAUCAAGAAAAGAAAUCUGUCGACUCUGAAAAAGCAGAAUCAUCACCUGUCGUUGAAAAGACAGAAAAGCUGAAAGACAGCGCUAAUCACGAGACACAAAAAGUUACACAAAGUCCUGCAGACAUUCAGAAGGAGGAAAAAACAAUCAGUGAGAAAGCAGAAAAAACAAACGCUAAGGAGAGCGUGGAGUCUUCUGUUCUUAAAGAGCAAGACAAAUCAGAGUCACGUAAACCUGACGAGAGGAGCGACAACAUCAAAGACGGAGAGAUGACUGCAGAAAAAGACAAUGCAGCCUCUGAUACCAAUGCUGAAAAGACCAAGGAGAAGGGAAAGCCUGAAGAUGUAAAGAAACCUGUCAGAAGCGAUGAUAGUACAAUACCCGAUGCCAGCAAGACAAGUGACUCCACGCCCACAGAGACGGAGGCAACAGCUGGAAAACCCGAUGUGACAGAGACACAAGAGCAUGACAAAGCUGAGAUGAAAUCAGAAGCAGAGAAGGCGACAGAGGGAGCAUCUGAAGGGAAAGAUAAACCAUCGAGCCCUGCUGAGAAGUCAAAAGCAGCUAAAGAUGAUGAAGAGCCUGAAAGGAAGGACACGGAGCGGGAAACGGUGUCGGAAGAACGGCCUAAAGAAGUCGUAUCAUCAGCGGAAAGUAAAAAAGAUGCCAAAACGAGAAAAGACAAGGAUACUGAAAAAUCUAAAAGAGCUCGGUGUCAAGAUAAAGAAAAGAAAGAGGAGUCCACGACGGCUGAACUCCCAGAAACUGAUAAAACCAAGGAGAAGGAGAGUGCCCAGAAAGAGCCUGAACCCAAAACAGAGGGAUCUGACCGCCAAAAAGGAAGCAAAGAACCAGACGAGAAAUCCUCCACUAAAAGUAAAAAAGCCCGCAGAGAACCAGAGCCGGAGAAGCCCACUGACGAGGAAAGUAAAAGCAAAAGUGAAGAAGAGGAGUCUGCAAACAAGAAAGAGGUAGCUAACGGCGAGGAAGACUCAUUAGAAGUUCAGGUGAAAAAACGUCGGAGGAGGAGGAGAAGGCUCCCGGUUGACCGAAGGAAAGCUGAACUCCAGAGAGAAGAGAAGCAGGGGGACUCGGAGUCCGACACAAACAUGGGCAUGUCUCUCAGGAGGUCACCGAGGAUCUCCAGGCCCACACCCAAAGCUGUGGAGAUCAACGACAGGAAGAUGGAGAAGUCACAGGUGGAGAAGUUGGACGACAAAGAGAAAGAAAAAGAAGACAAGAAAGACAAAGAGGGGGAGGAAGAGGAGAAGGAGGAGGAGGAGGAGGAGGUGGAGGUGAAAGCCGUUCAAAAGAAACCAAGAGAGAAAAAGACUGAUCAGGAGGGUCAGCCCAAACCCAAGGGGAGAAAGAGACGGAGGGUCCGGUGGUCCAACACGCGGACACGCCGUAAAAAGAAAGGCUCCGAGGACGAAGGGGACAACAGCGAAGAGUCGUCCAGCGAAGAGGAGGAGACCGAGGAAGAGGACGACAGCGACGAAGAUUACAAGGUGGAGCGAGGCAAAAAGAGACGGAACCGCCACCGAGAACGACGAAGCUCGGACUCGUCGACAUCCUCAGACGACGAUCUACCUCCAAACGACGACCCCUGCAAACAUUGUGGUCUUCCAAAUCACCCAGAGCUGAUCUUACUGUGUGAUUCAUGUGACAGCGGGUACCACACCGCCUGUCUGAGGCCUCCUCUCAUGAUCAUCCCCGACGGAGAAUGGUUCUGUCCCCCCUGUCAGCAUAAGCUGCUCUGUGACAAACUAGAAGAGCAGCUCACGAACCUCGAUGCUUCCCUGAAAAAGAAGGAGCGGGCAGAGAGAAGGAAAGAGCGUCUAAUAUAUGUUGGAAUCAGCCUUGAAAACAUCAUCACGCCCUCGGUGGAGCCUGAGGAGGAAAAACCUGAGAUCAUAAUCAAAGAGAAGAAAGAAACAAAGAAGAGUAAGAGCUGGGGUCGAAGAUCUACAAGAGCCAAGAAAUCCAUCAGCUACAGAUUUGAUGAAUUCGAUGAGGCGAUUGAGGAAGCAAUUGAGGAAGACAUCAAAGAAGCAGAAGGUGGAGGAACUGGUCGGGGUAAAGACAUGGCCAACAUCACAGGUCACAGAGGGAAGGACAUUUCCACCAUCCUACAAGCAGAGGAGGGUAAAGAGAACGGCUGCCCACCUAGACCUUCCACCGGGCAGCGAAGGAAAAAACGCCGGCGACUCAACGACCUGGACAGUGACAGCACUGUGGACGAAGAGGAGAGCGAGGAAGAGUUUCGCAUCAGUGAAAGCUCGGAGGAGGAGUUUGUUGUGUCUGAGAAUAACUCAGAGGCUGAAUCCGAGGCCGAGUCAAGCAACAGUGACAAUGCCAGCAACAGCGCCGGAAAGCGUCGCUCUUCUUCACGGAGGCGGAAACCACCAAAACGGCGACGAAGCUCCAGAAAACGGAGAAGACCGAGGGGGUACUCGGAUGACGAAGAAGAGGAGACAGAUGAGGAAGAUGAGGAUGAAAUAGUGACUGAAGGCUCCAGCGAGUACAGCGACAGUGAUCUGGACAUGAGUCGACGGCGGUCUCGGCGGAGUCAGAAGAAGCAGGUGAACUACUGCGAGACGUCCGAGUCUGAAGGCUCUCAGGCAGAAACCAACAAAGCCAAAGUGAAACCCAGACAUCCACAAGACAGCUCCGACAGCGAAGCGAGCUUCUCCAAGGAUUCAGAGGAGGAGUCGAGGGUGAAGAGGGUGAAGAGGAGAGCAGACUCCUCAGAGGAAGACUCCCGGCAGCGGCACAGACGUCUCGCACUGAAACGCCGGAGAGCCUCUGAAGACGACGACUCGGACGACUCCUCUGACGAAUCCUCAGAGGAGGACCGUCCCAUCAGAAAACGGGUGAACCGCAUUGACUCGGACGAUGAUGAUGAGGAAGAGGAGGAGAAACUCAAGGAGAAGAAGGCAGCUGAAAAGGCAGACGAGGAGUCAAAGGGAACAAACCCAGCGGACUGCAAUCCCCCUAACGGACAGAACCAGAUAAAGAGCCUCGAGGGCCUCAUCAGCCGGCCUGCUGCUGCCGCUCCAGGCCUCGUUCCUAAUCCGGAAACACCCAAAAACACGAGUGCCACACCCGCGGCGGCCAUCGCACCAAACGGAGUGGCCGGCCAGGAGGCGGCAGUCCAGGAGGAUGACGAAGACGACCUGUUGGGAGUCACAGACCUAGUGGACUACGUCUGCAAUAACGAGGAUUUGUAAAAACAGAACAGUGUACUGUUUCAUUUUUUUGUGGUAAUGUAUUUUUAUAUUGCUUAACUUUAUUAUCUCUCCCCCCACUUGUCUUUUUAUUAUCGUGUCAUCCGGAGCUCGAGUGUCAGAAACCUAAAAAAGACAUGGAUCCUUCUGCCACCUGUUCAGCUCUCUCCUUGUGUCCCUUUACCUGCGAACCAACCACAUCCUCCAGCUCCACUGCCAAACCUCAUUCACAUCUCCUCUCACAUCAACUCUUUUUUGUUACCUGCAACAUUUCUAUGAAUUUCAGCUCCUCUGCUCAUGUUCUCUGAUUACCACUGAAAUGAUUCAUUGUGUGGGUUAAAGAUAAAGAUGGCCUUUUUGAACAAGAAAGACUGGGACUUUUAACAUUUUUAAAAUGAAAUAAGUCAUUCCAAAUGAAUUUGAAAUUCUCAGCAUGAGAUGAAAGCUGAUGUUGCUUUAACUUCUUAUAAUUUGAAGCGAUAGUUUGAAGCUUUUGGGGAAAAGCUCCUUUGGUGAGAAGAUUGAUUCCACUCUCGUAGCUUCAGUCCAGAUCUCUCAGGAGGGUUAGACCUCGCAUUCAAGACUUUUAUCUUCAAUACGCCACAAACGAUGGAGCACAUGUGAACGCUCAAUCCUAAACAGAGCUGCAGGACCAGAAAAAGUGGUCCGCAUACAAAAGCACAGCCUGUUUCUGGAUGUUCAGAUGGUAUUCUCUUUAGUUUAAUUUAACCUGACACCUAACACUUUAACUUGUGACAUCCAGAAUAAUUCAAAUAUGCUGCUUUUUAAUUGUCUGUCACUGAAAUCCUGAUGAUUAUUAUAGCACAUGCCUGCUCUUAAGGUAAUGAAGCUCAAUUAAGAAGAGCAAAAAUAUCCAUUCCCAGUCUUGGUGUGCCAUUCAACACCACAUCAUAGAUAUAAGGUAAUGCAUGUGUGACCUUCAGUGACCUCAGUGAGAUCAGAAGUGAUGCUUACUGCAGGCUAGCAAGUAUUCGUAUGAACCCAAGCCAAAGUAAUGUUAGCUAUCACUCAAUAAUCACCUGGGAGAAAUGUAUCUCAACACGAGGGUGGCGUUGAUCUCCUCGCUUAAACAGACAGUACAAAACCAUUUUCAAAACGUGUCCACCGUUUCUUUGAACCUGUUCUGGCUUUUUAAAAAGAUGCAUCAAAAGAAUUUGUCAAAAGCUUCAGAUGAGACUAUUUGUUCACGUCGAUUAACCUUCUAGACUAAUAAUAGUCGUCCGCCAGCCUUCCUCUUGAGCUUUUUGUUGAGUAGCUUUUGUACGAUGUAAACAUAUAUCAUUAUUUUAAGUGUGCCAUCAGUAUCCGUGGUGAACUCCCACUUCUUUGAGUACUACGUCCGUUUUGGGAAGCAGAAUCAUGAGUACAGCUCAUCCCUCCUAAUAUUGUCAUCUAGUCUAGUUUCCUGUUAUUUCAUUUACGUUAACAUUUUGUGAUUUUUUUUUUUAAUAAUAAUGUAUUUUUUGUAUAUCUAAACUUUUAUCUGUCGUUGUCUCUGAGCGAAAUGUAAAGUGUCUUAUUUUCUUUGUACAUUGUCCUUCAUAGAAGGUUCAAAAACCUGCAGACUCUUUGAAACCCACCGUAACACUAAGCUUCAAAACACCCCUCUGUUAUUUUGAGUUCUGAAUCUUCCUACAUUCAAAACAUGUUUUUAUUUACGUUCUCUUAUUUUCAUGAUGUUUUUUGAGUUGAGGUUGAAGCAAACUGCCAACCUGUAGGACCUCAAACCUCAGUAUUGUGAAAACAAAGUGAUUUAGUGGAAGGUGAAUCGUUUUGAAGCGAUAGUCGGGAUGCAGUUUUUGGAUGGGGGAAAUGGACAGAAAAAACAACAAACCAAUGACUUCACUGACCUCUGCUGGAACCAGUCUGUGUGUAUAUCUGUAGUUUUUGCUGUAAUAUAUUUAGAGGCAUUUUUUUAAUCAUGGAAAAAUAUAUUGGGCAAUUCUUUGGGAUUGCAUGAGUUUCUAAUACUUUUCUUUUUUAGGGAAGCACUAUUGGCACAACAGUUUUUGUAACAAAACCAGAAAACUUUGGCAUGUUUAAAGGAUCUCCUGACCUGUUGCACCAGUGCUGAAGGACUCGUGAAGUAGCAGACUAUCUUGUCAUUUGCAGUGAAACUGCAUAGGUAAGCAUGCGCUGACCUACUAAAGGCAUGUUACAGAAGCUUGGGGGGGAGAAAGGAUUAUCAUAGGAAAAACUAGGACAGCUGAAUCUGAUCUAAGAGAGUUAACAGGCCUGUUUGUAAAAUAUUUUGUAAAUGAAACUCAGCAUGGUCUUCACAGAGGAUAAACCACUCUAUUUAUCAUACUGUUUUGAUACUGGCCACGGCCUACACAGGACUUCCAAACAUAUAUGUGCUGCUUGCAGUGCACACAGUUUAGGCUUCUGUACAACACUUAGCUGUUAGACCGGAUGGACAGAACAGAGCAAACCCAAUUCAACAGAUUUAAUAGAAGUGUGUGGAGUCAGAGUAAAGGACUGUGGAUGUCUAUGUGCUGUAUGUAACCCUGUUUUUAAAGUCUCCACAGAGAGGAGGAGAACAUGUUGAUGCGUAUCUCUCAGUUAUAAAAUAACCUGUAGCAAGACCCGCAUCGGAGAGAGGAGUGAUUAUAAAGGCUGCCAUGGGAUUAAGGGAGGAAGUCAGUGCCAAUAACUGAAGUGUUAAAGAGUUUCCUAUUUACCUCAUGAUGAAUCUGGGAGGAAAGACAUCCUGUCCGCUGUGUAUAGAUGCUAGUAGACUGGUUGUUGGUGUUUCGUCUGCUCCUUACUUUUUGUUAACUUUACUGUUAUUUCUUAUGAAUCUGAUCUUGUACAUUUGUCAUAAUAAAAAGGGUUUUAAGCCUUA
This is a messenger RNA of Notolabrus celidotus (New Zealand spotty), 8031 nucleotides long. It is a transcript of the gene rsf1b.1, whose product is annotated as remodeling and spacing factor 1b, tandem duplicate 1. The record is from RefSeq and is a predicted model, not a curated record. Gene Ontology annotation, cellular component: RSF complex. The transcript has 16 exons. NCBI's taxonomy places the organism in Eukaryota, Metazoa, Chordata, Actinopteri, Labriformes, Labridae. The coding region runs from base 18 to 5168 and encodes 1716 amino acids. Gene Ontology annotation, biological process: regulation of DNA-templated transcription.